Hyphopichia burtonii NRRL Y-1933 is the source of this 934-nucleotide messenger RNA. RefSeq names its product Rab family GTPase (gene SEC4). Bases 57 to 674 code for a protein of 205 amino acids. The transcript has a single exon. NCBI's taxonomy places the organism in Eukaryota, Fungi, Ascomycota, Pichiomycetes, Serinales, Debaryomycetaceae. The record is from RefSeq and is a predicted model, not a curated record. Gene Ontology annotation, molecular function: GTPase activity; GTP binding. Gene Ontology annotation, cellular component: plasma membrane; endosome. Gene Ontology annotation, biological process: regulation of exocytosis; protein secretion; protein localization to plasma membrane.
GAGCCAAUUGAGGUAACGAGAAAGAAGAUAGAAACCGAUUCAAAAGAGAAAAAAAAAUGAGUGCAAGAGCCCCAUCUAGAUCAUAUGAUAUGAUUAUGAAAUUACUAUUAGUUGGUGAUUCCGGUGUUGGUAAAUCAUGUUUAUUAUUAAGAUUUGUUGAAGACAAAUUCAAUCCAUCUUUUAUUACUACCAUUGGUAUUGAUUUCAAAAUUAGAACCAUUGAAAGUAAAGGUAAAAAAAUCAAGUUACAAGUUUGGGAUACUGCAGGUCAAGAACGUUUUAGAACAAUUACAACUGCUUAUUAUAGAGGAGCAAUGGGUAUUGUCUUGAUCUAUGAUGUCACUGACUCAAGAACUUUUGAAAAUGUUGAAAAUUGGUACCAAACAGUGACCCAACAUGCAAAUGAAGAUGCUCAAAUCUUUUUAGUUGGUAACAAAUCCGAUGACGAAGAAAGUAGACAAGUUUCAAAAGAACAAGGUCAAGAAUUAGCCUCCAAAUUAAACAUUCCAUUUUUGGAAGCCAGUGCUAAAACAAAUGAAAAUGUGGAAUCCAUUUUCUAUGAAUUAGCUGGUAUUAUUCAAGACAAACACGUUGAAGAACAACAAACUGGUUCCAGUGGUAUUGACGUUUCUCAAGGUGGUGAUUCUAAUGGAGCUAAAGCCAACUGUUGUUAAAUUGUGUUUUUCUUUAGUAAAAUGUGUUUUUCAGUCUACUUUUUUUUUUCUAAUUUUCUUUCAUUAAUUCUAUUUUUAAUCCCUUUCUUUUUAGUUUUCAUUUCUUUCUUACAUUCAUUAAUGGUGAAUUGAGAUUUUUGGGAUGUUAAGAGUUUGGGUACAUCCAUCUUUAAUUAUCUUAGUCGUUUAUAACGAACUUUUCAACCUCUAUUUUAUUCAAUUAGUUAUUUGCCUUUUUUUUCUUUUUUUUUUGUUCUCUA